Molecule: messenger RNA, 2745 nt
Organism: Thalassophryne amazonica
Lineage: Eukaryota; Metazoa; Chordata; Actinopteri; Batrachoidiformes; Batrachoididae
Gene: crispld1a
Product: cysteine-rich secretory protein LCCL domain containing 1a
Exons: 15
Coding region: 297-1844 (515 amino acids)
Cellular component (GO): extracellular region
Source: RefSeq, a predicted model, not a curated record
CCUGACAGAGGAGAGAUCCUGUGACUGUUAGAGUGAAGCAGUUUUAAUUUGCUUCAUGCAGCAGCUGAAGACAUUCUGCAGCACUCCACCAGAGUUCUCCAAACUACUCUGAAAGAGGAUUUAUUUAUUUUUCCCCUUACUUUGCUUUUGUUGCUUGUGAAGUUUGCACAGAUCUGUCAGGAUCUCAGCACGUUUGUGGGCUCCUUCCCAAUUCAUUAAAGCCCAGGUUGGACACAGAGGAGUGCGUUUCUGCGCUGACACCACCUGACAGCCUCUAAAUCACUGGCACCAUCAGGAUGAGCCAUUGGCUGAGAAGCGCAGUGAUACUCAUGCUGCUUCACACAGCCAUCUCGAUAGCGAUGCUUCCAAACUCCACAGACUGGGAGCAGAUUUUGAACAAGUAUCUGGAUGAGGAGGGCGACUGGUGGCAAGCCAAGCAGAGAGGAAAGAGGGCCAUCACCGAUAGUGACGCACAGCACAUCCUAGACCUCCACAACAAGCUCAGAGGCCAAGUGUACCCUCCCGCAUCCAACAUGGAGUACAUGGUGUGGGACACAGAACUGGAGCACACGGCCGAAGAGUGGGCAGAGAUGUGUCUGUGGGAGCACGGUCCUGCCGGUUUAUUACCUCAAAUUGGACAAAAUUUGGGAGCCCACUGGGGAAGGUAUCGUCCACCUACAGCCCAUGUGCAGGCCUGGUACGAUGAAGUGAAAGAUUACUCCUUCCCUUACCCUCAGGAGUGUAACCCGUACUGCCCCUUCAGAUGCUCCGGCCCAGUCUGCACUCAUUACACACAGCUGGUGUGGGCCACCAGCAGUCGUAUUGGCUGCGCCGUCAACGUGUGCUACAACAUGAACGUGUGGGGACAGAUUUGGGCUAAAGCUGUCUAUCUUGUGUGCAACUAUUCUCCAAAGGGGAACUGGUGGGGUUAUGCCCCUUACAAACAUGGAACGCCAUGCUCUGCAUGUCCUCCUAGCUAUGGAGGAGGCUGCAAAGACAACCUCUGCUUCAAAGAUGAUAAUUCCAACUCUCCCCAAGAGGAAAGGGAAGAAAACAACUUCAUUGAGCCAGAGGCCCCUCGCACCCCACAGAAUCCCUGGUCCCGGGUCUCCAAACCUGAGACUGCCGGUAUCCCUGCCGGAACCCCCACCAAGCCCCCUAUGGAGGACCUGCACAGGAAUGAAGUGGUCAACACACAGCAGAUGUCUCAGCUUGUGGCCUGUGACACGAAACUGCGAGAUCAGUGUAAAGGAACACCCUGUAAUAGAUACGAGUGUCCAGCCGGAUGUCUCGAUGGUGUGGGGAAAGUAGUUGGGACAGUUUAUUAUGAAAUGCAUUCCAGUGUGUGUGGUGCAGGACUCCAUGCUGGUGUCAUUGAUAAUGAUGGAGGGUGGUUGGAUGUAACCAGAGAAGGACGAAAAAACUUCUUUAUCAAAUCUACUAAGAAUGGAGUCCGGUCUCUAGGAAAAUAUCAGAGUGGUAAUUCUUUUACAGUUUCCAGAGUAUCAGUCCAAGCGAUCACAUGUGAGACCACAGUUGCACAGCUGUGUCCACACCAAAAGCCUGUGAAACACUGUCCGAGGUUAUACUGCCCGAGGAAUUGUCUGGAACAGAAUCCUCAAAUAUCGCGAGUGAUUGGCACGGGGAUAUACUCUGAUACAUCUAGUAUAUGCCUAGCAGCAGUCCAUGCGGGAGUCAUCAGAAACAGUGUGGGUGGCUACAUUGACGUGAUGUCAGUGGACAAGCGGAAACAAUAUGUUGCCUCGUACCAAAAUGCCAUUUUCUCAGAGAGUCUCCAAAACCCUCCUGGGGGGAAGGCGUUCCGGGUGUUCGCUGUGAUCUGAGUGCUGCACACACACAAAGCCCUCUUGGAUGUAUUGGGAAUCAAGUCCUGUCAUCAUACUCCAUGGCUGAAAUGUUUCUGGUUUUGCUGCACUACAGGGGUUCGGGGUUGGUUUUAUAACAGCAUAAAACUGAGCAGCAAAAACUAGAAAUGUCAGCACAUGCUGUCAUGGAGUUUCAAUUUAUUUUUUUAAUAUUGUAAAUAUCUCUGAAUGGUUUGCUAUAAUUGUGUUGUACAUAUUUUUUAUAGUAUCACACUUGUUUUGUCUUUGUUUUGUCUUUCAAAUAAAUGUUUAUAAGUGCUAAUUAUAGAAAAUAUCAGUAAUUGUAAUGGUACUUCAGGAUCAUUUUUGUAUGUUUUACAUUUGGCACAUUUUUGCUGGUUCUCUGGAAAUAUGUCAUAUUUUGUACUUUUUAAAGAUAUGCAAACAAAUUAUGCAUAUCCGUAUGGUUUAUAAAGGAUGCUGCUAUGUGUUUUAAGGUUUCCAUUGUUAAUGGUACUGCUUAUUGUUUCACUUUUUUGUUGGUUGUUUAAUUUUCCUCAAAAUAAUGCAUUUCGGUUCAAACUCCCUGCAGGUCAGGAAGUACACUCAUCUUUUGGUGCUUUUCUUUUUCGUUCAUUUCAUUGGAAAGCUGUUUUAAUCUCCCUGACAGAAACACAAGCAGAACUAUUUAACAGUUUCAUAUUUUGUGAUGUAAUGAAAUGGUAAUAGUACAGCAAUAAAUGUACCCAUUAAUACUUUAUCACCUCUCUGUUUUCUUUCAAGCUGCAAUAAUAUCAUGGGCAGUUAAAUAUAUUGUUGGCUCAUAAUAUAAUUUGACCAGAUAAUUAUAUUACAUAUACAUUUUCCUAUCCCAGGUUUUUAGAAAAAGUUAAUUUUUCAAUAAAAUAUUUAAAGCACA